AUGUUGUUGAACACAGCCUCACCUCGGAAGUCUUUUAGCGUCCCCAUUAGCAUCAACCUGCAGGGUGCACGGAGGCGACAGACACGGGAGAUCCUCCACCCGUUGGCGGCGAGGGAGCAGGUGUGGUGGAGAGGAGGGUACGGGCGCGGAGGGGAGAGGGCCAAGGCCCAGGUAACGGCCUCCAGUGUGGGGGAGGACAGAGCCAUGCUCCUGGGCUUCACCAUGAUGGCCUUUUCUGUGCUCAUGUACUUUCUGAUUGGGAUCACUCUGGUUAAACCCCACCUAAACAGUGACUGGCAUGAGGAGGCCAGCUGCUUGCUGGUCCAGGUUGAUGUUCUGGAUGAGUGGGCCAACUGCAGAGGGGUCAGCACUGCCCCAUGCCUGAGGGUUCUGGUCAACCUCAGUACCUCUGGACAGAAGGCUCGCCUACACUACGAUGAAGAGUCUGUACUCCUCAACCUUGAGUGUUUCUACAUACCCAAAUGUCAAGUAGACAGGAAAGUCCUUGUGGAUGAAGUGCAGAAAAUCCAAAACACUUUGGAGGAGACACAAGGCAGUGAGUUGCGUUGUCUUUCCGACCCCAGAAAAUACCCAGAGGACACCAUUUUGAAGAGGAAGUACACGUUAGGCCUUGCCCUGUGGUCUCUGCUGUGGCCCAGCAUGAUACUGGGCGGGGGAGCUCUACUGGUGAGCCUGGUGAAGCUCAACCAGAGACUGGCACACCUCUGUAUGGAGCUGGGUAAUGAGGCAGCAAGGGGUAGGCUGACAACAAUGACAAAUACCCAAGGCAAACUCUAUCAGCCCCUUAGGUGGUCGGGCUCUGGACAGCACUCACCUAUGCAAGAUGACUCAGUGAAGUGAUAGCUGACAGUGGCUGUGUUCCAAUAUGCAACAAGUGUACUAUGUGUAUUGGAAUGUAUCCAGUGAAAGGACAUGGAGAUAACAUACUGUGUAGGUGAUCCCCACUGUACAGAAGGGAGUCUAUGGGUUGAUGUAGUAGGAAAUAAUUACGUUAUCCACUUUGUCCUGGAUUUUUUUUUAUUGAUAUGCACAAGGGCUGCAGGGAAUCCUACUGUAUGACUGAAUAGUAGUGGAGGCUGGUUCAUAGUAAUAAUGGCUGGAACUGAGCGAAUGGAAUACCAUUCCAGCCAUUACCACUAGCCCCUUGGCACCAACCACCUGUGCUGAAUAAGCUGACUUGAAGGUACCUUUUUCCUGGUCUGGUUAUUCAAAGCAGGUACUCUAAUCCACUAGCCGCAUUUCUGUUGACAAUGUAUCAAAUGCUGAAAUGAU
Salmo salar (Atlantic salmon) is the source of this 1293-nucleotide messenger RNA. The record is from RefSeq and is a predicted model, not a curated record. Lineage: Eukaryota; Metazoa; Chordata; Actinopteri; Salmoniformes; Salmonidae.